Aphidius gifuensis is the source of this 2763-nucleotide messenger RNA. RefSeq names its product E3 ubiquitin-protein ligase AMFR-like. Gene Ontology annotation, biological process: protein K48-linked ubiquitination; endoplasmic reticulum unfolded protein response; ubiquitin-dependent protein catabolic process. Gene Ontology annotation, cellular component: cytosol; ubiquitin ligase complex; endoplasmic reticulum. NCBI's taxonomy places the organism in Eukaryota, Metazoa, Arthropoda, Insecta, Hymenoptera, Braconidae. The coding region runs from base 562 to 2373 and encodes 603 amino acids. The transcript is spliced from 8 exons. Gene Ontology annotation, molecular function: ubiquitin binding; ubiquitin protein ligase activity. The record is from RefSeq and is a predicted model, not a curated record.
AUUGGCAUCUCGAUUACAAUUUUAUAACAUUUCUCAAUAUGACACGUCGAGAAAGACAGUAAAACACGGUGUUCAGUCAAACGUGCGUCGAGUGUUCGAGUGCCUUGUGACAUUAAACUCAAUAUAAAUAAACAAAUAAAAAUCAUUCUAAAGUAGUUUAAAUAAAUAAAACCUUAAAACUCAAUAUAUGCAAGCAAGUAUAUUAUUAACCAAGUUGUGUGUCGGUAUUGGCUUGCAAUAAUAAUUGGCGUUUCAGUAAAAAAAAAAAAACAAAAUACUCAGUAAAAGACAAUAUACCAGACGACGAUUAUUUACAAGUUACAUGCUUUUAUUUUUUUUUCUUUUUGACAUAAUACAUUAACAAAUGUGUAGGCUUAAAUAAGUGUUAAAAAAAAAAUUUAUAUUAACUCACAUGGACUAGAUUUAUACAGAUGACGCAAAAUUGGAUUAAAAAACGUCACUGAAAUAAAAUUAAAUUAAAAAACAUUUCAAAGUGAGGAGUGUUUUUUUGUUGAUUUAAAUUUUAUUGACAUAAAAAAUUUAACGAAAAUUGAAUUAACAAUGCCAACGGUUUUUUUGGCACGUGUGCCAGUGCCAAAUUUUCGAUUGUACACAGCAAUUAGUGUUGCAAUAUUAUCAUGCUCAGUAUACUAUGCAGCACAAAUUGUUAGAGAUCCAUCAUGGCGUACAAAUCACACAAAUAUUAUAAUUAAAGAUGAAAAUUCAACGGAUGACAGUGGUACAAUUGAUUCAAGAACACCUGGAAUGCAACUCAGAGAAUUAUUUUCCUGUAUGAUUCAAGAGCCAAUUUGUUUUUGGCCACUGAUGAAUAUGGCAUACUGUGCACUAAUACUGCUUGGUAAAACAAUUCAAAAACUUGUAUUUGGUGAACUUAGAGCAUCUGAGAGACAACACUUGAAGGAUAAAUUUGGAAAUUUUAUAUUUUAUAAAUUUAUAUUUGUCUUUGGUGUAUUGAAUGUGCAAUAUGCUGAUGAGGUUGUGCUUUGGUGGGCAUGGUUUACUGCACUUGGUUUUCUUGGUCUUCUGAGUCAGCUCUGCAAGGAUAGAUUUGUAUACUUAUCAUUUUCACCAACAACACCAGGAUGGAGUCACGCACGUCUUUUAGGAUUACUUGGAGCAAUCCUGGCAUUGUCCUCGUUCAUGUUACUUUUAUCAACUGCAGCAGCCUUCUUUUUUGUGUCCUUCAAUACUUUUGCAUUCAUGGCAGCCGAGUGUAUUUUAUUGGCAGUAAGAACAAUUCAUGUUAUGCUGAGAUAUGGAAUUCAUCUUUAUGAUACAAGAUCAUCACCACGUUCGUCAGAUAAACGAGGACCACUUGCUUAUUACACUGAAUUAAUAUGUGAAUUAACAAUACUUGCUGUUGAUUUUUUGCAUCAUGUUCACAUGUUAUUGUGGAGCAAUAUAUUACUCAGCAUGGCAUCACUUGUAAUAUGUAUGCAAUUACGUUAUUUGUUUCAUGAAAUACAAAGAAGAAUAACAAAACACAGAAAUUAUUUGGCUGUUUUAUGUCACAUGGAACAAAAUUAUCCAAUGGCAUCAACAGAUGAACUCAAUGAAAAUUCAGAUAAUUGUGCAAUUUGUUGGGAGAAAAUGGAAACAGCUAGAAAAUUACCAUGCAGUCAUCUUUUUCACAAUUCAUGUCUUCAAUCUUGGCUUGAACAAGAUACAUCCUGUCCAACAUGUAGACUUAUUUUAAGUAUGCAAGCUAAUCGUCGUGAUAAUACUCCUGAAUUACGUACUGAAUUGCCAGAAUCACAAACUUCCGUUGGUAGAAAUGAUAAUCAUUUCUUUCAUUUUGAUGGAUCAAGAUACGUGUCUUGGUUGCCAAGUUUUUCAGUUGAAGUUACUCAUAAUCGUUUACGUGGUGAUGUAUUAACAUUGGCACAUAGUAAUUCACAAAUUGAUGCAAUGGCAAGACACGUACAACAAUUGUUUCCUCAUUAUCCAAGAAAUGUUGUACUUGAAGAUUUACGUAUUACAAGAUCAGUUGAAAUGACUGUUGAAAAUAUUCUCGAUGGAAGAUUAAUAAUUCCACAUCAUGUUAUCAAUGAGAUUGAAGAUGAACCUGCCAUUCAAAGUCAAUCAGUCAAUUCAAAUAACAUAUUAAAUACACCAACACCAAUGCCAUCUAAAACAUGGGAUUUAAAAUUGGAUCUACCAGUUGAAAAUGACAGUGUAGAGGAGCCAUUGACAAUUGGUAGUCGCUUCUCAAAAUCUUCAACUGAACGUGAACAAAUUUUACAACGUCGUAGGCAACACAUGCUGAUGACAGCUCGACGAAAAUACGUUGAGAAACAGCGAAAGUCUGAGACUGAGACAAAAAUUCCAAUAAAUAUUCAUACAAUGUCCUAAGUUAUUUUAUUCAUUUUUUAAAAUUUAAAAUAAAUAGAUUUAAAGUAUGAAAAAAUAAAUUAAAAUAAACUCAUAAUUAUAUAUAUGAAAAAGAGAAGAAAUAAAAUUCAAUGAUAAUUUUGAAUUAAAAGAUGGUAAGCUUUUAAAUUUAUCAAUGAAUAAAAAUUAAUAAAAUUUAUUAAAAUUGAAUGUGUGUAUGUUUGUUAAAAAAAAAAAAACAAAUUUCGUUAGUGUCAUAAUGUUUUUAGUAAAUAAAUGUUUUUAAUGAAUAUAAAUAAUUCAUAUUGAGUGUGAAGAAAAAUAAAAAGAGAGGUAUCAAGCAUAUCAGGAACCAAGAGCAUCCUGUGUCAUCAGUUACACAUAUUUUUUGAGAUUAAUAAAGAAAAAUAA